CCGGAGGUGGCGGCCCCACGCGGCCCCAACAAGCUGCCGUUGUCCCGCGGGCCCUGGGCCCGGCACACUGGGGCUUUGUCCAGCCCCCCGCCGCGACCCACGAAGGGGGGGGGCCCACAUGACCGAGGGGGUAGGAGGAGCCUGCGGCGGCGGUGGCGGCGGCAGCGGCAGCGGCGGCUUCACCAUCGUUUCCCUCGCAGGCCGGGGGUCGGCGGGCGGUGGCGGCGGCGGCGGCCGGGCAGGGCUGGGCGGGGCCGCGGACGCCGGGCCCCCUGCUCCCCGCCAGGCUGCAGGCGCCGGGCCUGGGCCAUCAGGGCAGCUGUGACCCGAGCGCGCUCCGGGCGGCGAGCUGGGGGUGCGCUCGGACCCCCGCCCCCGGGAUCAUGGGGAAUGGCAUGACCAAGGUUCUUCCUGGACUCUACCUCGGAAACUUCAUCGAUGCCAAAGACCCGGAUCAGCUGGGCCGGAAUAAGAUCACACACAUCAUCUCCAUCCAUGAGUCACCCCAGCCUCUGCUGCAGGACAUAACAUACCUUCGCAUCCCGGUGGCCGACACCCCUGAGGUACCCAUCAAGAAGCACUUCAAAGAAUGUAUCAACUUCAUCCACUGUUGCCGCCUCAGUGGGGGGAACUGCCUUGUGCACUGCUUUGCAGGCAUCUCCCGCAGCACCACCAUCGUGACGGCAUAUGUGAUGACGGUGACGGGGCUCGGCUGGCGGGACGUGCUUGAAGCCAUCAAGGCCACUCGGCCCAUCGCCAACCCCAACCCAGGCUUUAGGCAGCAGCUUGAAGAGUUUGGCUGGGGCAAUUCCGGGAAGCUUCGCCGACAGCUGGAGGAGCGCUUCGGAGAGAGCCCUUUCCGCGACGAGGAGGAGGUGCGCGCGCUGCUGCCGCUGUGCAAACGCUGCCGGCAGGGCUCUGCCAGCUCGGCCGCCUCCCCCGCGCCGCACUCUGCGGCCUCCGAGGGGACCCUGCAGCGCCUGGUGCCGCGGUCGCCCCGGGAAGCCCACCGGCCGCUGCCGCUGCUGGCGCGCGUCAAGCAGACUUUCUCUUGCCUCCCGCGGUGUCUGUCCCGCAAAGGCGGCAAGUGAGGAGCCCGCCCCGUCGUGGCGCCCCUCUUCCUCCCUACUGGUCCCCAUCGGGGGCUGUCUGGGCCUCCCAAGGCCUCCAGGACGGGCCCAGAGCCUGUGGGAGUCCCGCGGCGGCCUGAUCCCUGCCCCUGCCCCCAUGCCCGCCUUGCUUGUCUGCGUCUGCAGUCAGUGUGUCCUCCAUCUGUGCGUCUCUGCGUCUGGGCCGGCCUGCUGCAGCCACCUGGUGCCUUAGUCCUUGGGCUGGGGGAGGGGGCACCCAGGCCUCCACCCUUCAAGGCGGCAGAAGUGGGAGUGGGUAGGUGGGUGGGGGUUGGAUGGGCCUAGAGGAUAUUAAAGAGACACAGAAGCUGCCUGUCUGAGCGCCUCCCAGUC
This is a messenger RNA of Equus caballus (horse), 1463 nucleotides long. RefSeq names its product dual specificity phosphatase 15 (gene DUSP15). Gene Ontology annotation, biological process: signal transduction; protein dephosphorylation. Lineage: Eukaryota; Metazoa; Chordata; Mammalia; Perissodactyla; Equidae. Gene Ontology annotation, molecular function: protein tyrosine/serine/threonine phosphatase activity; protein tyrosine phosphatase activity. Gene Ontology annotation, cellular component: cytosol. The record is from RefSeq and is a predicted model, not a curated record.